Molecule: messenger RNA, 1065 nt
Organism: Paramisgurnus dabryanus
Lineage: Eukaryota; Metazoa; Chordata; Actinopteri; Cypriniformes; Cobitidae
Source: RefSeq, a predicted model, not a curated record
UUUACACCAAGAAGCAAAAAGAUGAGUGAUGACAUAUAUGAGGUCCCUGAGGGGACAGAAUAUCGUUCCUUGGUCCAAGAAAGAGAGCAGGAAGAGAUCCAGUACGUCCGCCGCCACUACGUCAGUCCAUUCCUGGUGGUGUCACGCAGGUGUAUGUUCCUCAUUGGCUACGGCAUCCUGUCCCUCCUCGCUCUCACCGAAUACCUGGCCGAGACCCCUCGUCUGGGAUGUACAGAGUUGGAGACAGAGUGUGGUUGGCUGCGUGGUCGCUGGAAAGAUGGGGCAUAUUCUUUUAAGGGCAUCCCGUAUGCCGUACCACCUGUGGGUGAACGACGCUGGCGUCUCCCGGAGGACCUGUUGAAGGCGGGAAAGUGUUGGGAUGCCGUCUACGAUGCCACCCGUUUCCGCGUAUGGCAAGUACAGCCCCUGCGUAAGAAUGGAAAAGUUUUGGGGCAGGAAGACUGCCUGCACCUCAGCGUGUUUACGCCGAGCCUUCGGCCCACCAAACCCUUGCCGGUCAUGGUAUGGAUCCACGGAGGGUACCUCCACAUGCUGAGCGGCCAGGAAAGAGGUUACUCACCCACCGAAGAGCUGGCGGCACGGACGCAGAUGGUGUACGUCAGUAUGAAUUACAGGCUCAAUGCGUUCGGCUUCAUGGCACUGGAGGUGCUCAGGAAGGGGUCUGCCACCAACUCUUCAGGAAAUUAUGGCUUCAUGGAUCAGAUCCAAGCACUUCAGUGGGUCCAGAAGAAUAUCCAUAAAUUUGGUGGGGAUAAAGAAAGGGUUACCAUAUUUGGACAAAGCUCAGGUGGGACAUCAGUUUGGACCUUGAUGAUGUCACCGCUAGCCAAAGGUCUCUUCCAUCGUGCGAUCGACAUGAGCGGCUCGUACGUUUAUAACGCCUCCCUGGACGGCAACUUAGAAUUCCUGAAGAGCACCGGCUGCAAAGAUGCCGUCUGCCUGCGAGGCUUGAACAUCACUCAAGUCCUUCAGGUCAGCUACUCGGCCCAGCGGUGUGACCUGUGGGAGAAGAACGGCUUCUACUCAUACGCCUGGAUGAACUGA